Helicoverpa zea (corn earworm) is the source of this 3030-nucleotide messenger RNA. RefSeq names its product leucine-rich repeat-containing protein 74A-like. Lineage: Eukaryota; Metazoa; Arthropoda; Insecta; Lepidoptera; Noctuidae. Gene Ontology annotation, molecular function: small GTPase binding; GTPase activator activity. The coding region runs from base 999 to 2681 and encodes 560 amino acids. Gene Ontology annotation, biological process: nucleocytoplasmic transport; activation of GTPase activity. Gene Ontology annotation, cellular component: perinuclear region of cytoplasm; cytosol; nucleus. The record is from RefSeq and is a predicted model, not a curated record. The transcript has a single exon.
UAUAAAUAAGUCUACGUUGACAAAAGUGUUGUGGUGUCGUAUGUCUGCCUAAGUAACAGCCUGGAGGAAAAUAGGAUAGCAUGCGUCUGUCGUGGUCAGCCAAUAGAUUGAUAGGUCACCGUUCCUAUCCAUCAGGCUAUUAAGGAGUACCUGGGUUCGCUAAUGAGCUACAUGGGUAGUAUGCUACAAGGAGAUCUUAUUGAUGCAGAUAUUAACUUACGUAGUAAUGUUGACGACAGAUAAAUGUGUGUGCUAACUUUCCAUUUCUAUCAUCAUUUUAUUGCAAUAAAUAAACACGCAUCUAGCGAUAAAUAUGAAGAGUAUGUUGGAUCACCAAGAGUACAAUAAUGAUAGGCACUUAGUUCGUGUCAGUAAAACAGAGGUGAUUAUUUACUGUACAGAACAAUAACUAUGUUUAUUCAAACUUUGAACUGGUUAAUUAGUUAUAUAGAUUGAGAUUUUUUGUGAUUCCAUGGCCCUAAAGGGGCCUUCUCGGUAGCCAUACCUACCUAUAAUAGGGUAAAAUAGAUGUAAGCUGUAAGUAUAAAGUAUAUUUACAUUCUUAUACCUACCUACACGUGCCUUGCUAGUCUAGAAAAGAGACAAAGUUAACUGACGUAAUGCGUAACAUUCUCGAUCUUUAGUUAGACAUACAUAUAAUAUUUGAACGUUAUCGUGGUCAAAAUUAACUUAGGCACAGAUGUGUAUGUACCUAGGUAUAUUGAGUAUUUAAGUUUGUACUCAAUUAUCUAAUGAAUGGCAUUUGCUUUCGUCCUUUUAUUUUCCAGUGCAGAACCGUAGCGUAGUUGGAAACAUUAAAUUAUUAAAAUAGUACCUUACGCCUACUUGGUAAGUAUGUUUUCGACAAAGAGGUACAAUUACCACUUCUUAUUGUCAUUUUGACAAUUUGUGUUUUUCUAAAGAAAUUAAACUUAUGUUAAAUUUUAUCUGACUUUAUUUUUAUAAUAUUAUUGUAAAUACAUUUUACGUCGUGCCUCAUGGAGUCAACCAGUGACUCAGGCCAUUCAGAUAAGACUAUUGACUUCUUGUUUGUGGCGCAGGAGGAACAAAGUUCCGUAGGGGAAGCGCCCCUCCAUGAAUGGGCAUCGUAUAUAGCUCCCGUAGUAAAAGAAAAUAAAAAGAGACAGCUCAAUGCCGAAGGACUCUACGAUCCAGGAAGUGGACUCCUAUGUAACAAAUAUCUAGCAGUAUCAGACAGCUCAAUAUUUAGACAUUUGUAUUAUAACUACCCAGGUGUUUCUGAUCCUGGUAUAAAAGAAGCCCUUCUUUUAUCUGAGAAGCCAGUUGUAUACCCAGACGACGGCCAAGAUCUAUAUUUAGACUUAUGCAAAGAAAUGAAUAGUUGUCCAGUGAGAAUGUUCCACAGAAACUUAAUGAACUCGGAAAUAAAUAUAAGUUAUUAUGGAGUAAACCCACAAGGUGUUCGUGCCAUGGCAAAGGCUUUACAAUAUAACAAAAAUGUGUGCACAUUAAAUCUAACUGGCAAUUUUCUUAAUGACGAUGCAUGUUACCAUCUAGGUCGAAUGUUAGCCACUAAUAAUACACUGACUGAGCUGAUCCUGGACGGCUGUCGUAUUGGCGCCUCGGGUAUACUUCGGUUGGGUGACAACUUCCGUCUCAAUAGAACAUUGGAGCACCUGAGCCUUGCUAACAACGAGCUUGGCGAGGCCGGUGGCCUUCAUUUUGCUCAACAGGUAUUUGAAGGUGCGACCGUCAAACGAGUCAAUUUAAAGAAGAACCAGCUUGGCAGACAGACCGCAUUGGCACUGGCAGAGGUUUGGGAGUGGAAGAACAGAUUUACUUGUCUAGAUCUUUCCUGGAAUAAUUUCUUCCAUGUGCCCUCUAUGGUAAAAAUGCUGGAUCAAUUGGCGUUAAGCGAAUGGUUAGUGGAAUUAAAUUUGAGUUUUAAUUCUCUAGAAGGAGAACGUGUGGCUAACGCUAUUAAAAAUAUACUCCUUAUACCUACGUUGGUAGUGCUAAACUUGAGCCACAAUAAGUUGCAAAAGGAAGCAAUAGAAAUAAUAAUAUCUAACUUGAUUUCGGCUAAGAAAUUAACAACGUUCGACCUGUCCUACAAUCCUUUGACUCCGCAAGAUGCUCAGUCUGUGUUGCAAAAAAUGUUGAGACCUCGAAUCAAAAUAACUAGCUUAGUGAUGAAAGGCGUUUGUGUUCAGAAGCCAUUCUUAGCUUUGCUUGCGAGAGUAAAAAGGAUGAAAAGUCGCAAAAACUUCGAAUGUUACUUUGACACCGUAUUACAAAACUGGACUAUCGUGGAGCCCGAUGCUAGAGAACUGAUCCUGCAACGAGCUCAGUACCUCGGGAAGUCUGGCAGGAAGAAUAAAGUCGACACAGCCUUAUAUUUCCUAAAAUUGGCAAAGGAGUACGAUAGAUCUGUUACUCCCAAAGAUUUCAUCGAACGAAUAGCUGAAGACCGUGUGGCUAUCGAUGAUGAUCUAAUAGAAGAGUUAUCAUGGGUAUUCCCAGGGCCAAAGACACCUAAAUCAAGAACUAUAAAUUUAAAUUUAGUGUGCGAGUUUAUACAGCGGUUGUGGCCGGAUAAGCAGCUGCCGCCGACACCUCCUCCCGAGCCUGAGCCCGAGCCUGAACCCGAGCCGCCGCCACCUCCGCCGAAGGGGAAGGGGAAAAAGAAAGGCAAAUAACUGUUCUUCUUCAUUUAACUUUGUUAAAAUUAUAUUAUGUACCUAUUUUAAUUUUAGGUUACGUAUUUUUUGUAAUACAUAUUUUUGAUUAGUACUCUAAUUCGAUGGCUGUAUUUUUGUAAUAGACUUUAAUUUUCAAUAUUAUUUAAAGUAGACUUCUUAGUUUUAUAUUAAUUUUACUGUGUACUAUUAUCAAUUCUGAAUUUGAAUAUAAUGAUAUUAGACCGAAAGGAUUUUGCUAACCACUGGUGGCAGUAGUUUACUACUGCCGGUUAUUUUAUUUAUUUAGUACCUACAAAUAAUAGCUUUAUCAACUCACCUGGCCAUUGGCCUGCCAUUUUCCAUUGAA